AUGACCCAACGCGCCUGGCCGCAGCCCGAACCCCAACCCGAUCUCCAUACCGCCGACCUCCGCGUCCGCUCCAACCCCAACCCCAACCUCAACCCCCGCCUCCUCCUCUCCGUCUCUCCGCCCAUGAGGGAACAAACCCUCUCCCAGUCCCACCUCUCCACCGCCGCAUCCGUCGCCGCCGUCCAAGAAUCCGGCGCCUCCGCCCAAGAAUCCGGCGCCUCCGCCACAACCACUGGCUCCACUGCCGAUGCCAAGAUUCCCUUCCGCCCUCGAAAGAUCCGCAAGGUCUCGUCCGAGGGCGACCCCCAACAGGUCUCCUCCUCUGGCUCCACCAAGAAGGCCACCAACAGCCGCGCCCCCCUCCUCCGCGUCGUCCCCCGGCCCCUCUCUGCCGACGGCGAGAUCGACAACGCCCUCCACCACCUCCGGGCGGCGGACCCCCUCCUCGCCCGCGUGAUCGACGCCCACGACCCCCCGACCUUCCGGUGCCGCCAUCCCCCCUUCCACUCCCUCGCCCGCAGCAUACUCUACCAGCAGCUCGCCUUGAAAGCCGCCGCCUCCAUCUACGCCCGCUUCCUCUCCCUCUGUGGCGGCGAGUCCGGCGUCGUCCCCGAGGCCGUCCUCGCCCUUACCCCCCACCAGCUUCGCCAGAUCGGCGUUUCCAGCCGCAAGGCCAGCUACCUCCAUGACCUCGCUCGCAAGUACCACAAUGGCAUCCUCUCCGAUUCCUCCAUCGUCUCCAUGGACGAUCGUUCCCUCUUUGCCAUGCUCACCAUGGUCAAGGGCAUCGGCGCCUGGUCCGUCCACAUGUUCAUGAUCUUCUCUCUUCACCGUCCUGAUGUCCUCCCCGUUGGUGACCUUGGCGUCCGCAAGGGCGUCCAGGUCCUCUACGGCCUCGACGACAUCCCCCGGCCCUCCCAGAUGGAGCAGCUCUGCGAGAUCUGGCGGCCCUACCGUUCCGUCGGUGCCUGGUACAUGUGGCGCCUCGCAGAGAGCAGGGGUACCCCCACUAUGGCUUCUAUGGGCAGCGGAACAGGAGUUCCGAUUACAGGAGGAGGAGAAGGAACAGGAGGAGGACCUCUGCCACAACAGCAGGCUCAGCUCAUCGACCCUAUCCAGAUGCUCCCGAAUCUAGGGUGAGAGACCUUCGCAUACGCUUGGAUUCUUCGUCGCAGCUGGCUUGUUGAGGUGGCUCUCGAUCUUUGCCUAUACAACCUGUUUUUUUAUUGGCUGAGCUGCUGCCUGUUUUCUUCUAGUCUUCUGGUGUCAUAAUGUGUUAUUUGGUGGGUGCCAAUGCUGUGUUGAUCGUUAACCAGCAAACUUCCAAAGCACUGAUUUCGAGACCCCUAUUUAUGAAAGAUAGAUUGGCAUUUCCUCUACUCAUGUAGUUUAAAAGAAAAAUAAAAACACUUUCUAAUACAUAUUGAUGGGUCUGUACUUGUUUCGUACCCUUCAGCAGUUAUAG
Messenger RNA from Elaeis guineensis (African oil palm), 1465 nucleotides. The record is from RefSeq and is a predicted model, not a curated record. NCBI's taxonomy places the organism in Eukaryota, Viridiplantae, Streptophyta, Magnoliopsida, Arecales, Arecaceae.